CAGCCCAGGGCAACUUCAGAGACUUGCUCUUGGCACGGGAGCAGUAUCGCUGCGUGUUCACGGGAAUGGUGGACUUCUCGGCCCAUCGUCACAACGUAGUGACCCGUCAUGAAGGAGAUUGUACAACGCUGACGCAAGUGAUCCAUACUGUAUCAUUUCGCAGUCCCUUACCUCGGACCUCAACAUUCCUUGCAUGCCUCGGGAAGCUAAUGUGAAGCUGUCGUGGGCUGGCGCUACUAUUGAGCGGUUCGGGGAUAUCAGCCUGAAGGGAUUGCUUGGCACGGAAGAGUCUAUCCACAGCCCUCGAAACAUCUUUAUUGGAAACUCGACCCACCAUCUCCACUUUGAUUCGUUGGAAGUCUGGUUUGCUCCAGUGAAGAAUGCGCAGGGCGAAGUCCAACCCAACUUGUAUGACAUCUGCUGCAAAUAUGGCGCAUCGGACCUCCGAGCGCUUGGUUUCCAGCAACGCGUUGCUUUCCGAGAGAUCGUCAUGGACAGAGUACAUGUGCCACCUCCGGAUGCGCGAAUUCUAGCUUUGCAUGCCGCCUGCGCGCGGAUUGCGCACCUGUCGGGGGCUGCGGAAAGCUGUGCAGGGACACUGAGGCAGUGGCUCUGAACACCAGUUCCGCACAGAUGGCAGUCAAUCCCAAAGGGGCGGAAGAGCU
Messenger RNA from Gloeophyllum trabeum ATCC 11539, 665 nucleotides. RefSeq lists its product as uncharacterized. The record is from RefSeq and is a predicted model, not a curated record. Lineage: Eukaryota; Fungi; Basidiomycota; Agaricomycetes; Gloeophyllales; Gloeophyllaceae. The coding region runs from base 194 to 616 and encodes 140 amino acids. The transcript is spliced from 4 exons.